This is a messenger RNA of Gossypium raimondii (Peruvian cotton), 2653 nucleotides long. RefSeq names its product subtilisin-like protease SBT1.1. The transcript is spliced from 2 exons. Gene Ontology annotation, biological process: proteolysis. NCBI's taxonomy places the organism in Eukaryota, Viridiplantae, Streptophyta, Magnoliopsida, Malvales, Malvaceae. The coding region runs from base 145 to 2472 and encodes 775 amino acids. The record is from RefSeq and is a predicted model, not a curated record. Gene Ontology annotation, molecular function: serine-type endopeptidase activity.
UUCUUUUUACAAUAAUUUAGCCUACCCAAAACCUGUGACGUUAAAUUUACUUCCAAGACUAGCCCUCGUCUAUAAGAUCCUUCCUAGUAAUGAUCUCUAUAUAUUUUCCAAAUCUGUUCUCAUUGUUCAUCAUCUUAAGCUUUGAUGGUAGCCAUGAAAAUCACUGAUGUCAUGAAGAUCAUUAAUGCUGCAAUGAUGUUGCUGUUACUAGCAUUAAUGGCCGCCAUUUCAACUGCUUCAGCCGAUGAACAAACGUAUAUAGUUCGUAUGGACAAGACACGGAUCACAAACACUUACAGUUCCCUUGUUAGUAGUACAAAACCAUGGCACCAAGCUGUUCUUGAUUCUUUAAUUGAUGUUUCUUCCAUGGAAGCAACACCACCGGAGCUACUGUAUUCCUAUGAGACCGCCUUGUCUGGUUUCGCCGCAAAGCUGUCUAGUAAACAGUUAGAGUCGUUGAAAAACAUGGACGGGUUCAUGUCGGCGGUACCUAAUAAAAUGCUAAGCCUCCACACUACUCGGAGUCCAUUGUUUCUUGGCUUAACAGGGAUGAAAGGUGAAAAAGGACCAUGGAGUGGUUCUAAUUUACAUUCCGAUGUAAUAAUCGGCGUGGUGGAUAGUGGGAUAUGGCCGGAACAUGUUAGUUUCCAAGACCAUGGGUUGUCUCCGGUACCGGAAAGAUGGAAGGGUGUUUGUGAAAACGGCACUAGAUUCUCACCGUCCAAUUGUAACAAAAAACUAAUCGGUGCUCGUUAUUUCUACGGCGGGUAUAUAGCCGAUGGUGGGAAAAUCAAUGACAAGGAAGAAUAUAAAUCCGCAAGAGAUGUAUCCGGACAUGGCACGCAUACGGCUUCGACGGCCGGUGGGGACGUUGUCGAAAAUGCGAAUCUUUUCGGUUUAGCUAAUGGUACGGCGACCGGAAUGAGGUACACGGCGAGGAUCGCGGCGUAUAAAGUAUGUUGGCCGGGGUGUACUAGUGUCGAUAUCUUAGCAGCUAUGGUGAAAGCUAUUGAAGAUGGUGUCGAUGUAUUGACACUUUCGUUAGGAUCCGAGUCCGAGGCCGUGCCGUAUUGGCAAGAUUACCUUGUUAUUGCAUCGUAUUUGGCUUUUAAAAGUGGGAUUUUCGUUGCCUUUAGUGCAGGUAAUAGUGGGCCGGACGCGUACACCGUAGUUAACACCGCGCCAUGGAUCAUGACUGUAGCGGCUAGUACUAUGGACCGAAGCUUCGUGGCGAUUAUCAAACUUGGAAACGGAGAAACUUUCGAAGGGUCGUCGUUUUAUACUGGUAAGGCCUUAAAGGAAUUACCAAUUGUGUAUGGCAAAACAGCAGGGAAUUUAGGUGCUGAAUAUUGCCUCUCUGGGUCACUUGAUCCUAAGCUUGUGAAAGGAAAGAUUGUGAUUUGCGAACAAGGAAUAGUGCGACGGGCCGAAAAAGGCGAGGCCGUAAAAUCGGCCGGGGGAGCUGGGAUUUUAAUACUAAGCCCCGAAGGUGAAGAUCUUGCCAAUGAGGUGCACGUUUUACCGGACAUUUUUCUAGGAGCCAUAGCCAGUAAAGCUGUAAUCAAGUAUUGGAACACAACUAAAGCACCAACAGCUUCCAUUGUGUUCAAAGGCACAAUGUAUGGUAACCAAGCACCGAAAGUCGCAGCAUUUUCAUCCCGAGGACCGAAUUUAGUUGGACCGGACGUGAUCAAACCAGAUAUAACAGCACCAGGAGUCGACAUACUAGCAGCAUGGCCGGCCGAAACGAGUCCGAGCAGGCUUAAAUCUGACAAAAGACGGGUAUUAUUCAACAUAAUUUCGGGUACAUCGAUGUCAUGCCCUCACGUUAGUGGCAUUGCCGCGCUGAUUAAAUCGAAGCACAAAGAUUGGUCCCCAGCAGCAAUCAAAUCUGCACUCAUGACAACUGCAUAUACAUUAGACAACAAAGGAAAACCAAUAGCCGAUCUCGCGUUUUACAACUCGGCAUCACCUUUUGCUAUCGGUUCGGGUCAUGUCGAUCCCAUGAAAGCUACCGAUCCCGGUUUAAUAUACAACAUUACCGCCGAGGAUUACAUAAGUUACUUGUGUAGCUUGCACUAUACCGAUUCUCAAGUAUCCAUGUUCGAAGAAGGUUAUCAAUGUACGCCGACUGAACUAAGGAUGCAACCCGGUGACUUGAAUUACCCGUCUUUCGCCGUGAAUUUCAAACAAAAGGCUCGGAAUGUUAUGUUUACAUACAAAAGGACUGUCACAAAUGUUGGGAUACCUAAAAGUACAUACAAAGUAUCAGUUGAAGUACCCAAAGGAGUAUCUGUGAUUGUGAGUCCUAAAGUUUUGAGUUUUACUGAGUUGAAUGAGGAACUGAGUUACGAAGUGAGCUUUACUGGACUGAGUCGAAACAAAACGGUAGCUGGCUCAUCAUUUGGAUCCUUAGUGUGGGUUUCUGGUAAUUACAGAGUUCGAAGUCCCAUUGCAGUGAGUUGGAAAUAGCCAUUUGCCUAUGUCCCAUAGUGGUUCAAAAUCCUUGAGAUGAAUUGCAAGGAUUCUCCUUUACUUUUUUUAAAAAAAAAUUUUAACCCAAAUUUGAUCUUUAAAUUUGGAUGUAUGCUUGUUGAAGGGACUAAAGACAAUUUUAAAUUGGCAUAAUGAUAAAUUUAGCUCUUAAUUUUUA